Diprion similis is the source of this 990-nucleotide messenger RNA. RefSeq lists its product as uncharacterized. The coding region runs from base 1 to 990 and encodes 329 amino acids. The transcript has a single exon. Lineage: Eukaryota; Metazoa; Arthropoda; Insecta; Hymenoptera; Diprionidae. The record is from RefSeq and is a predicted model, not a curated record.
AUGGCGAGAGCAAUCGGAAAACUAGUGGAAUUUGCACCAGCAAUUCAAACAUGGGAGGACUACAUCGAACAAUUUGAGUUCUACCUUGAAGCCAACAAUAUAACAGAGGCCAGUAAAAAACGGUCUACUCUUCUUACCGCGGUAGGUGUUAGAAUAUACCCUACAAUAAAAUCACUCAUUUUGCCGAAGGCACCGAAAGAAGUGUCAUAUGAGGAAAUAGUAGCUAAAUGCACAGCUCAUUUCGGAAAAACAACAAAUGAAUUACUAAGUAGAAUCCAUUUCCACAAGCGUGACCAGUUAGAAGACGAAUCACUUCAGGAUUUCGUACACGAAUUGAGAAAACUGGCGCAAGACUGCAAAUUCGGAGGCCGAACACAAAAAUUACCUUUGGAAACAAUGCUUCGCGAUAGAUUUGUAGCGGGCAUUAGAAACGAAGAGCUGCAGAGAUAUUUAUGUCGAAGACAUGAAGAAAUGGUGACGGAAUCAAAUCCCGAUGGACUCACACUAGACAAAGCUCUAGAAAUAGCUCGCAGCGCUAAAUUGACCAUCGAUCAACAGAAAAUAAUUAAACAAAGAGAAUUGAAAUCGGUUAAUAAGAUAAUAAAAAAGGACAGGGAAAAAGAAAAUAAAAACAAUCGCGGAAAGGAAUGCUACCGAUGCGGGUAUAAAAACCGCACGGCAGAUAAUUGUUUCUACAAAAAUAUUAAAUGCGACUCGUGUUCCAAAAUAGGGCAUUUGAGUCGAGCCUGUAAAAGUAAACAGAAGGAAUCGUCGAAGUCGAAGCCAUCUCGCGCACAUCGAGUAGAGGACGACGACAGCCAGCUAGAAAAAGACAGCGACUGUUUCUCAAUCGUAAACAAAACAAACGCGACGAAUAAUAACGACGAAUAUAACGUGACAGUCGAAAUAAAUUUUAUACCCUGCACCUUUGAAAUAGACAACGGGUCUCACUUAUCUAUAAUAAAUCGGGAAACUUUCAAGAAAAUAUGA